This is a messenger RNA of Opisthocomus hoazin, 1466 nucleotides long. The record is from RefSeq and is a predicted model, not a curated record. NCBI's taxonomy places the organism in Eukaryota, Metazoa, Chordata, Aves, Opisthocomiformes, Opisthocomidae.
AUGCUCAGCAGGUGGCUUGGGGCUGCUCAGCUGGUCCCUCUCCAGGAGUUAGACAGGGAACCGGGGAAGCGGCCACAGGCCGGCUCUCCCCUCGUGGGGUGUGCGGGCCGAUGCUCGAGGCGGCACUCCUGCCUCCCACUCCCCGCGGCGCUGGCGCCGGGGAGGCCUCCGCUCCCUUUCCGUGUGAAAGAAACCCGCCUGUGUUCCCCCCUCACGGGAGUGUCUGUGAGCACAGCCCAGCGCGGCCCCUCGGGCUGGCUGGAGAAGAGGCCCCUGCCCGUCGCCUCCGGGACGCGGGCUGCCUUGCUGGUGGGUGUUGCACUGUGGGCGCUGCUUGGCGCUCGCCAAGCGAGAGACGUGCCCUGUGUGAAGUUUUCAGAUCAUGAGGAGCGGCUGUCGGGAAGCGAGAAGGAGGAGGAUGAGGACGAUGUUGAGGCUGCCCUGAAGAAGGAGGUUGGCCAGAUCCGCGCCUCGACGGAGCAGAAGCUGCGGCGGUUCCAGUCGGUGGAGAGUGGCGCCAACAACGUGGUCUUCAUUAGAACCCGGGGCAUAGAACCUGAGAACCUGGUGCACCAUAUAUUAAAGGAUAUGCAUGCCACUAAGAAGAAGAAAACAAGAGUCAUUCUGCGCAUGCUGCCCAUUUCUGGAACUUGCAAGGCUUUUAUGGAGGAUAUGAAAAAAUACACGGAAACGUUUUUUGAGCCUUGGUUUAAAGCCCCUAAUAAGGGUACUUUUCAGAUUGUUUACAAAGCUCGUAAUAACAGUCAUAUGAGUAGGGAAGAAGUAAUUAAGGAAUUAGCAGGAAUUGUGGGCAGCCUCAAUCCAGAAAACAAAGUCGAUCUUAAUAACCCACAAUAUACAAUUGUGGUGGAAAUAAUAAAAAAUGUCUGUUGCUUGAGUGUGGUGAGAGACUAUGUUCUGUUCAGAAAAUACAAUCUGCAGGAGGUGGUGAAGAGCAACAAAGAUGACACACAACAAAACCCAUCGAGUCUGACAGAAGAACAGAACUCAAACGUAGUAAAACCAGAAACUGAGGAGGAGAAGAGCUCAAAAGAAGUAAAAGAAGAGAACAAGAAUCAAGUUGAAACAGAAGCUGAGCACAAGGGGAAUGAUGUGCUGACGGUGUAGAAAAUGUGGUAGAAGGGAAAGAUAAACACAAUCAAAACCUAUUAAAAAAAGUUGCCCUAGAGUUCUGACAGGGCGUUUUGAAGAAGAGAGUGGGUUUUGCUUUGAAAUCUUGUUUUCAGAACCCAUGUGUAAGAAUUUUAAUGCCGUUGCAGGUGGAGCUGACAUUACAGCAGAGUCAGAGCGCUCAAGAGUGCAUCACCUUUCUGGUGAAGCUUGCUGUCAUUCUUCCACAGCUUUGUUCUGCAUUGCCUUUACCUAGCACAAAAAGCAUGAGUGUGUGCAUGCAUAUGUAAAUGUGGCCAUCCUGAUGUAUGUUGACUCUCUUGUUACAAUAUCUG